AUGAAGAAUUAUGAAUCAGUUUUUCUAAUCAGGCUUGUGUCAGUUGGGAACUUAGACGUUGCUGUUAGUUUACUGCUUUCCACUCCUCCUGAAAGCUCUUACUUCUAUGCAAAUGCCCUCCGUGCUGUUGCUCUUUCAUCCGCGGUGUCUAAGUCUCUGCUUAAACCGGCAGUAAAGGUUGUUGCAGCCAAUAUGGUCAGGACCGAAAGUUCAUUGUCUGGCACACAUCUGCUCUGUGCUGUUGGGAGGUAUCAAGAAGCUUGUUCUCAGGUGGUAUUCUAUUUUUUGAUUGAAGACCUUGAUUUCAUCAAAUGUGAUCCAGCAGGGUGUUGCAAAGGUGGACCGAACAUGUCCUCCAUGCUGAGCAUAACAUCUGGAGCUGGUGCAUUGCAAGAGGCAUUGACGGCACUUCGUGAGGCACAACAACUAGACACCGCUGCCAUGUUUAUUCUUGCUUAUCAUGAAAUCCGUGCUGAAUUCAUCUCCAGCUUGGAUUCAGAUGGAGAAUCAAGUCCUUCAAACAAGGAAAACUGCUUAUCUUGCCAGGGUUGA
Ilex paraguariensis (yerba mate) is the source of this 552-nucleotide messenger RNA. The record is from the annotation of a GenBank genome assembly. NCBI's taxonomy places the organism in Eukaryota, Viridiplantae, Streptophyta, Magnoliopsida, Aquifoliales, Aquifoliaceae.